GUGGUAGCAAAUGAUGCCGACGUGCAGCGAUGCCAUCUUCUGAUCCAUCAGACAAAGAGGAUGUGCAGUCCAGCCAUCGUAGUGACCAAUCACGAGGCGCAGAUGUUCCCAAGCUUGAGGCUAUGGAAGCGGACAACCGGUGCGCGUGAAUGUGCAAAGCCCAGUGUCGGGUCCGCCGAACCUUCGGAUUUUGUGGACCGAGGAGACACAACAGAAGUUACAGAAGAGAACGGAAGCAAGAUGGAGACUGAGAAAGACUCUCAGCCGAAAGUGCUAGAGAGUGAUGGGAGGGAGGAGGAACUACAGGAGCUGAGGUUCGAUCGAAUCCUCUGCGACGUCCCGUGCAGUGGCGAUGGAACGCUGCGAAAGGCGCCUGAUCUAUGGCGGAAAUGGUAGGAAAAGGAUGAGCCUUGUCUUUUCUUUUUCUUCUUUUUUUGCGAUUCACAACAAAUUACAUUGUCGUUU
Molecule: messenger RNA, 465 nt
Organism: Chara braunii
Lineage: Eukaryota; Viridiplantae; Streptophyta; Charophyceae; Charales; Characeae
Source: the annotation of a GenBank genome assembly